This is a messenger RNA of Wasmannia auropunctata (little fire ant), 4951 nucleotides long. RefSeq names its product PH domain-containing protein DDB_G0287875-like. The record is from RefSeq and is a predicted model, not a curated record. The transcript has 12 exons. NCBI's taxonomy places the organism in Eukaryota, Metazoa, Arthropoda, Insecta, Hymenoptera, Formicidae. Bases 415 to 3186 code for a protein of 923 amino acids.
UCGUCGGUCGUGUAUACAGCCGCUCCGUUCUCUCCUUGCGUCGCGCCGUCGCGUUACGCGAUUUCGCACGUCCCGUCUCACAAAUACGAAACGCCCGCAACAGUCGCGCGUCGCGACGCGACAGGUUCGCGCGUGUCUCCGAGUCUGGUGCCGGGUGUAUGUAUAUAUAUAUACCGCGUAUCGUGUGAAACUUUUUGUGUCCAACUUCAAGAGGAGUCCCUCUUUUCGGAGUAACGCCGGAGCAGCGGCCUAGGCGAGGGACGAGGACGAAGGAAGGACGAAGGAUCUUCGCCUCGCCGGACAUCAGAAAGGACAUCAUCGCUGCGCCGAGAUUCACUCCGUUUUCGAGAUAAUCGGCGCGUGUACGAGAACCACGACUUGACAUGCCACGCCUUCUGUGAGAGCAGCGGGACGAUGUCGACGAGCGCCGCCCUCGGAGGCGGUGGCGGAGGCGUUGGCGGUGCCCUGAGCCUGAUGGGCUGCGUGAGAGAGGCCUCGCCGCCACCUCAGAAUCAUCAUCAGCACCACCAUCAUCAGCACCAUCGCGCGUUCGGCCUCGGCGAGUUCCCGGCGACCCAGCACAGCGUCGACCCUCUGCCCAAAGAACCAAAGAAGCGCCGUUUUCAUCCUCUGCGCGGUCUCCGCAAGAUCUUCCGGCGGAAGAGCCGCGGCGCCGCCGAUGCGCGUUCCGUCUCCAAUUCCGCCGAUCGGGAUGCCGAAUUGGCGCGCCUCCCGCGGGAGGAGAUCACGAUGAGGCAUCCUGCGGGACGUCCCGAGGAAGCCCGCAGCAGGAGCGCCAGCGAGCUCCUCACCGACUCCUGCGAUCGAGAAAGCGUAUUCCUCCGACGAGGCGGGGUGGAGGAUAGUUUCGUCAAGUUACGAGGAGGCGCCGGCAAAUUAUCAGUGUCGCACGAUAGCGUUUUCCCGGGAGAAGUUCCUCACACUCGGCCUCUCUCCUCGCUGGCCAGCCUGGCGACGCUCGAGCGGAGGCAGGCCAGGAAGAGUAACGAGAUCAUCGAGCACAAGGAGUACAAUCACCAUCACGUCGCACAAAGGCACCGGAUAUCCCUUCGGGUACUCGAGCAAAUAAAAACGGUCAUAGAGAACCGGAACCAGCUGGCCUCGGCGACCUCGCCGGAUACGGCAUGUAUAGCGCACGCGGCCGGCGAGCGGUAUCAGCAGGAAACCACCGAGAACCGCUUCGCCGUAUUCGAGAGACAUGGGGAGAGGAGCGGCGGCGCGGAGGAGAGCCAGCAGGGGAAGAUUACGAGAUCAACGAAAGACUCGCUUGAUCGGAUCGUUCCGGUGGUCAAGGAAGAUUUACCGGAGCUAGAAAGCGCGAGUCUGAGCCACACUGCGGCGCAUCACCGGAUCUCCGUGCGUCCGAAGAACCGGCGUCCACCGCGUCGCACGACGGCACCGACAUCGCCCAAUGGUGCCGCACCCAGUUCGCCGUCGAUACCACCGACCAUCGCCGAGGACACUCUGGACAGUUUGGAUUUGCAACAGGAGCAACAGCAACAGCAGCAGCAGCAGCCUCAAUCAACCAGCAAUGCGUCGUCACCGACGGAACCGCCCAGAGCCAUUGGCGUGACCAGGAAGUCGUCGAGCCGACUGUCCCGCAACUCCGACAUCUUCGAAGAGCGGGAGUCGAGACUACCGCGAAAACCGAGCGCCACGUCGCUGUCGCCGGAUAGUCUGGACGCUACCACAGCGUCGCGAAACAGCGCCGAGAUGACCGCUGCUACUGCCGAGGAACAUCAGGCGGAAGUCCGAUGGAUGCCGGUCGCCAGGAGGCCGUCCAACCGUAUAUCCAAGGGCUCCGACGUGUUUGAGGAGCUGGAAGCGAAACUGCCGCGCAGGAGAUCUUCGUCGAAUCGAUUGUCCAAGUCGCCCGACAGCCUGGACUCGUCGCCCGGCUGUUGGUUCUCCAAAUCCACCGAGGAGGGCUUCGACAAGCUGAUGGAGUACGAGGAGACCGCGAAACCGGUAGCUGCGGUCAGGCGACUGCUGAAUCCGAUCUCGAAGUCCACCGAUCGCGUCUCCAAGUCGUCGGACAGCUUAGAAGCGAUCGAGCCGUUGGCCAGCGACGAUUCCAUGGAGCGACGACGAAGUAGCUUCGACUUCCGAGCGCGCAGAGGUUCGAAGGCGAUGUCCAAGUCGUCGGAGAGCUUCGACCUGCUCGAGCAGAGCGUCGGCGAGGAGAUCGGCCAAGAGCUGCAGAAGAGAAGCAGCGUGUCCGACAUCAAUUUGUCGCGCGGAAGGAGGCUGUCGAAGAGCAUCUCCAAGUCGUCCGAGAACUUCGACAGGAUCGACGACAUGAGCGACGUGAAGGACGACGUCGAGGCGGAAGUGAUACUGGACGACGACGCGCCGAAGAUGGGCGGCAGACGAUCCAGCAAGAGAAUGUCCUCGGAGAGCUCGGAUAAUUUGGACGUGGAGGACAGGCUGGAGAACAGGAGGGUCAGAAGGACGCCUAAAAGAAUACCAAGCACCAGCAUAGUGGACGUUGUAGUGUCUGCAGAGGAUCACGAGGGAGAGAAGCGACCGACUCCUACCAGAAAGCCGUCGAGGCUCCAGAAAUCCUCUGAAAGCUCGGAGCUCGGUAGCACCGAUACCCUGGAUUCGGAGAGGAGGAACAAGUCGUCGGAGAGCACCGAGACGCUGGAUAGUCUCGAGAAAGAUUUGGAGCAGGACAGGAAGGAAGAGGAGAUCACAGACAGCGUGAUAGAUAGGCGUGAAAAAAAUGAUUCUUGGUCCAGCCGAAACGUACCGAUGACCGAUUCCGAUCAGACGUCGAUGGGAGACGACACCGAGGACUCGAAGUCGCUCAUUUCCGCCGACAAUAAGUGCUACUGGCGCCAGUCUUCUGAGCCAGUGUCCAAGGAGAACUUGGGCACUGUCCAACAGUUGUUGGCCAUCACGAUAAUGACCAGGGUUGCCGACAACGGGAACAAUCAACGCGGCUCCGUUAUCUAUCCGAGGAAGAAGCCGAUGAGCACGUCGCAGCCGUCGUCGCCGGUGGCCAAGCAGGAGGACACGAAGAUGCUUUUCGACAAUCUGCUAGUGAGCAAUAAGAACGACGAGGAUCUGCAGAACAUGCUCAACGGGAACAUAUCGGAGGUGUCCACCGAUACCAAGAGCUUCAAGGAGAAGCUGAUCAUGUUCGAGAAACUUGGAAAAUGAACGCGCGCGCCGCGACAGAAUGAUAUGGAAUCGCGAUUCUGUUUCGAUUAGCGGAUCGCUUCGUUAGCGAUCGGUGCUUAAUGCGGGAAGAGAAGACACGGGAAACGCGAGAAGAGAUAAACGGUCUCGUUUAGCGCUUGAUAAAUACGCAUGUUGUAGGACUAGUGUUCUCGCUUGGAUCAUAAACGAAUUAAAAAAAAAAAACAAAAGAAAUCGAGAAUUAUCGAGAUCGCAGAUAAUUAUUUUUCAUAGAGGACUGACUCCUUUUGGUCGUCCACAGAACUGUGGAUUCGAUAUAAUGGAAAAUCGAUUCAACGAGUAAUCGUACGAGUAAAAAUAAUGUGAAUCAGAAAAUAUUAUUUUAAAUAUACAUAUAUAUAUAUAUAUUUAGAGAAGAGAUAUGUAAAAAUUUUUCAAGUACCAAAAUGACUGAAUUUGGUAUUCAGAUCAUUUUUGAAUAAUUUGCAGGCAUGUUUGCAUAUCGAUUAAUCAAAAUGUAAUCACAAAUCUCUAACUUUGAAAAUCGAAAAGAGCGAAUGAGUUCACGUUGAUAAUAGCCUCGGCUGUGCUUCGUCGUCGGUGCGUUUAUUGGGAAAAAUCAGUCGGCGCGACGGAAGAUUUUUCAACUCUCGCGUGUUCGUGUGUUCUUUUUUUUUUACACGACUGAAAACUCCGACACACACUUGAGAUUAUAUACCUGAUCGUGCACGAUGCGCUCAUCAUCACGGAAACGCAUUCGCGGAUGCGCGUACAUUCUCGUAGAGAGCUUUAUAUCACUCGCAGAUAGUUGUACAGUAGUCGUAGCAAAGAUGUGAUCCUUUCGGCGUGAUGCAUUUAUAAAUACCGUGUAUUAUCCUGUAUCGUGUAAAUACGAAAGGAAUAUAGGAAAGUUAUCACUUUAAUGAUUUUGAAGAAAAAAAAAAAUAUAUAUAUAUAAAUAUGUGUUUGUCACACACCAUAGUAUUAACAUUGAUAAAUGUAGAAGAGACACACGAGGUGUAAGCAGUACGACGGUCUACGAAAUGUUACGUGUGCAAUUGUAUAUUUUCGACACGCUCUCGGAAAAACUCCGUUUAUUCUAUACAGAAAACGUAUUAAAUCUCCCACACGAGUUUCCCAUAGGCUGCCUACAUGUGAAAUGUGUAAUAUCAGAAUUACGCUAAAACGAGCCUACAAUUCCUCGUCGAUGUAAUUACCAAAUGAACGUAUCACCAAGUGAUACUUGUACCUUGUCUCGAUUUAAUUGAACGCCUAUAGGAGACUGUUAAAAGGAAAAACGUGAAAUAAAAAGGAAAAUUGUCGAUAGUCAGCGCGAUCACAAUUCCGUUUUUCUUGCUGACCCAGGAGGCGUGGAAAAAGGCUGUACAGAGCAUAUCGUCUUAAUAAUCGUCGAAUUUCGCGAGGGAGAAAUGAUUUUUUGUAGCCUUUCAAGUGCCUUACCGCGAACCAAUCGAGCAACUGACAUACGAUUAUUAGAAUAUGCGGGAGAUAUCAAAUCCUCCUCUCUCCCCCCCCCCCCUUAAUUUAGUUAUUCAGAUGAUGAACGUACGUUUCGGAUCCCGAAAGAUGCAGAGAUCGUCUCUUAUUGUGUUAGAAUUAAAAUAGAGAAAACUGGAUUUAACCACCACGUCACUGUAAUAUUAUGUAAUAAUAUACAGAAUAACAAGAGAAAUUCUACACACACAGACAUACAUACACGCGCGCAUUUACACUCGACAGAUUUUUCUUUCCAUUGAUGUAAAUAAAGCUGCCAUCGCAAAUCCGA